CAAAAUUAAUAAGUAAUAUUCAUGCUGAAAUAAAAUAUUGAAAAAUAUGAUUUAAGCUAUCCAUAACUCUUUUUUUUUACUAUCGCGUUUUGAACACAUAUUAACUCACAUUUAUAGACGGGUGUAACGCGAAAUUUAUUCAAUUAAGUACCUUUAUUUACCGUCAAAUGUUUGCACAAAUCUCUGUUUUGACAUUUUGCUGGGACAUCAGUUAGCCGCGACCACGACCAGUGAAACCUGUGUCGAAACGUCGGUAAAUAAAGGUAAUUGAAUAAAUUUCGCGUUAGACCCGUCUAUAAAUGUGAGUUAAUAUAUCCAUAACUCAUUUUGAAGACUUUAGUAUAAAAAAAUAAAUGGCAAAGAAUGUUGUUAUCGUAUUGGUCAUAAUUCUAACUUCAGUCUAUUACUCCACGGCGGUUUCAGAAGACUGCGCACUAGCAGGCAUACCAAAUAAAAACGCCAACCCACCGAAAAACGUAAACCCACCGAAAAACGGCAACCCACCGAAAAACGUCAACCCACCGAAAAACGUCAACCCACCGAAAAACGUCAACCCACCGAAAAAUGUCAACCCACCGAAGGAAAUCAAUGCUCGCCGGCAGCAGGAGGUCACUCCGGGCAAGCUAAGUCCCGAUAUCAAGUACAAGUUUGGGAUAACAUACCCCAAGCACCUGCCAACUCACCAUGGUUAUUCGGUUGAUACAAAAACCUUAAAAACACCCCCAACAAACUUCUUCCCCAUGGGAUCUUCACGGUACACAAUCACGAUGUUCCCCAUUCCACAUAUGUACUUGCACCCAGAAUCUAAAGGAAUCAGGAACUGCAAUUUUCUCGUCAGAUCCUGUAUGAAGGUAUAUGACACCGGCUCCAUUUGCGCUCACGGACUUAAUGGAGUAAAGUUAACAUUCACCAAUUACUGCGCAAUGGAAUUCGCUAACUGCAGCUUUAAAUAUGACAUAUGGCAACUGGCUUUCUUUGGGAAUUGCUACGUACAACCACUGAAUCAAGAAACUGAAGACAUGGACAUAGAAGGAGAAAACUUCUUAGAAGCUGCAGUUAUCAAUGCGCCUCCUUACGACCCCUUGACGGGGCAAGCAGAAAUAUUAUUUAGACUUUAAUUUCACAGAUAAGGCCUUUCCAUAAUGGGACAUCUACUAAGCACGCUUGUAGGACAUGGUACAGGAGCUCUUCUAAGAAACUAUGCUACUAUUGUCUCCUGGCUGAUGGGACAGAAUAACAACAAGAAAUAGUUGAUCAACCCAUUUACUAAUUAAUACACAACAAAAAACA
Messenger RNA from Cydia splendana, 1290 nucleotides. Its product is annotated as protein spalten-like. The record is from RefSeq and is a predicted model, not a curated record. The transcript is spliced from 8 exons. Lineage: Eukaryota; Metazoa; Arthropoda; Insecta; Lepidoptera; Tortricidae. The coding region runs from base 354 to 1118 and encodes 254 amino acids.